Molecule: messenger RNA, 3831 nt
Organism: Lampris incognitus (smalleye Pacific opah)
Lineage: Eukaryota; Metazoa; Chordata; Actinopteri; Lampriformes; Lampridae
Gene: nfyc
Product: nuclear transcription factor Y, gamma
Exons: 12
Coding region: 841-1905 (354 amino acids)
Biological process (GO): regulation of DNA-templated transcription
Cellular component (GO): CCAAT-binding factor complex; nucleus
Molecular function (GO): protein heterodimerization activity; DNA-binding transcription activator activity, RNA polymerase II-specific; DNA binding
Source: RefSeq, a predicted model, not a curated record
ACGUUAAAGGGGAAAGAGGCUGGAGGAGACUUUUAUCCGUGACUCGGGAGUGCCGUUGUGCCGCCACUGCUGCGACUGCGGCGGCGGCGCUGACUUUCCGGUCUCUCCGUCUUCCCUCUCACCCUGUCCUCUGUGCCGGCGCAGGGGUCAGCUGAAAGACAAAGCCCUCGGGUCACUGGAGACACUGAGGGCAGAGAGAAAGAGUGGUUCAACUAUGGGUCUAGUUUGAGGGGACUUGGUCAAAAGAGUAGCAGGAGAGUAAGGGGUGUGUGUUUUGGCAGGAGGAGGAGCAGGGUAGCGAAGGAGACGGAGCUAUGUGUAAAGGGAGAUUGAGAGAGAGAGAAAGCGAGGGGGAGGGGAAGAAGAGGGGGAGCUCGCUCUUCUCCGUGUGUACCGGCUGAGAGCUUUGCUUCUUUUUCUUUUUUCUUUUUUUUUUUUUAAGAGGCCAGCGUUGCCAGAGUGCCUUUUGUCUGGUCGCUAGGACCGGGGGCUAGAGGAAGUUGAAGGGGCUGGAGAGACUUUCUCUGACAGACUCCGUUCCUCCCACUUUUCCUCCCCCCCUCCUGCUCUCAAGGAGACUUGUACAGGACUGUCUGUUUCUCUCUGUUCUGCCCUGUCCCGCUUCAACACAGCGGACAGUUUACCAUGAAGGGCAUGGGAGGCGAGCCUGUGAUGACUUUUCCCUCGCCACAGAAACAAUGUGAUACUGAUCCAUUGACACCUGAGGGAAAAGCGCACUCCACUGCCCUCUGAUCGACUCCAAACUGCCUUGCCUCUUCACCCGUCAACUACACUCUCUGAAACCGUGAGCUCCAUUCACGCCAACCACCAGAGUAGAGAAUGUCUGCAGAUGCUUUUGGAGCAGGAGGCAGCGAUGCCCAGCAGACCUUGCAGUCUUUCUGGCCCCGCGUCAUGGAGGACAUCAGGAACCUCACCAUGAAGGACUUUCGGGUGCAGGAGUUGCCUUUGGCUCGAAUCAAGAAAAUCAUGAAGCUGGAUGAGGAUGUCAAGAUGAUCAGUGCAGAAGCUCCGGUCCUCUUUGCCAAGGCGGCUCAGAUCUUCAUCACCGAGUUAACCCUCAGAGCCUGGAUCCACACUGAGGACAACAAGAGACGCACACUACAGAGGAAUGACAUCGCCAUGGCAAUAACAAAGUUUGACCAGUUUGACUUCUUGAUCGACAUUGUGCCCCGGGAUGAACUAAAGCCCCCCAAACGACAGGAGGAGGUGCGUCAGUCAGUAGCCCCAGCAGAGCCUGUGCAGUACUACUUCACCCUCGCUCCACAGCCUGGGGCAGUGCAGGUACAAGGCCAGCAGCAGGGGCAGCAGGCCAACACGCAGACAGCCACCACCAUCCAGCCAGGACAGAUUAUCAUCACACAGCCUCAGCAACAGGUGCUGCAAGGUGCCACUAUGCAGCAGUUACAGCAAGUGCAGGUGCAGUCACAGGGCACACCUAUCACGAGUGCUCCGGUGGCCAUGCAGGUGGGUGAGGGUCAGCAAGUCCAGAUCGUCCAGGCUGCAGGUCAGGGUCAAGCUCAGACAGCCCAGGCCCAGGGCCAGACCAUGCAGGUUAUGCAGCAGAUCAUCACCAACACUGGAGAGAUCCAGCAAAUUCCUGUGCAGCUAAAUACAGGCCAGCUGCAGUAUAUCCGUUUGGCCCAGCCUGUCUCAGGAACACAGGUGGUGCAGGGACAGAUCCAGACGCUUGCUAACACCCAGCCGAUUACACAAACUGAGGUGCAGCAAGGCCAGCAGCAGUUCAACCAGUUCACCGACGGACAGCAGUUAUACCAGAUUCAGCAGGUUACCAUGCCGGCAGGACAGGAGCUGACCCAGCCCAUGUUUAUCCAGUCCACCAAUCAGACGGCUGACGGACAGGUCACGCAGGUCAGCACCGACUGAGCCUUCCCUGGAACCUUUCGCGCACCCCCCCCACACCCACACACACACACCAGCCCCAACGCUGACAGACCACCCAGCCACUAACUUACCCAAAGGACACUUAACAGAACCUUGAUUGAAAGCACUGGAAUCAGUUGAUAAAAGGGACUGGGAUUUCAUAAUAUUCACUUUUGUAAAAAAAGAAAAAAGUAAAAAGAAAAGAAAUUUUUUUUUUAAAAAAAACAAACAAGAUAAUUAAGUACUCUGGGUCAAAAGUCAAAGGGACACUUGACUACUCUCGCCGAAUCUCAUUUCUUCAAGCUGCGUCUGUGCUUAGACAUCCAGUUUUCAAUGUCACUUAUCCCUGUGGAGUCUCCAUUCUCACGCCACAUCUGUGCAGACAUGUAUGCGCCGACUGCCACAGACCCUGACAGCAAUCCCUCCAGAGCCAAAUCGGUGAACAACUUCUUGGGGCUUUUUUUCCCCUCAGCCCAUGCCUACGCAUUUGUUCUCAGUUUGUGAUGUUUUUGGUUUUUUUUAUAAGAAUUUUUUUUUCUUUUUUUUUUUUUGGCAUUUUCUGCCUUUAUUGGAUAGAGAUAAUAGAGAGAGAGAGACCGGAAAAGCAGGGGGAGAGAGAGGGGAUGACAUGCAGCAAAGGGGCCUGAUUCGAACCCAGGCCACUGCGAUAAAGACUCAGCAUUUUCUGCCUUUACUGGAUAGAGAUAAUAGAGAGAGAGAGACCGGAAAAGCAGGGGGAGAGAGAGGGGAUGACAUGCAGCAAAGGGGCCUGAUUCGAACCCAGGCCACUGCGAUAAAGACUCAGCCUUAUGCAGUACGCGCUCUACCGGGUGAGUCACCAGGGCGCCCCCCUCAGUUUGUGUUUUUAAAAAAUCGAAAAAGAAAAGUAAUUGCUUCACCCUGGCACCUUUUGCUUGAUGCUCCCUUUGGAAAUGCAUCAAAGCAGUGUGUCUCUCCCUCACUCCCUUAGCAGACUGCCCACUCCAGCUGAGCGUGUCUUGGACCAGAGAAGCCGCAGGGCUCUAGGAAUUAAAACAAAAAAAAGACUCAAAAUUCAGCCCAACUGUCCGUUCUCCCUCCCACCCAUGCUCUUCCAAUGUCAGACAGUUCUGGUGUUUGUGUUCAAUAUCCGUACGUGACGCAGGAUACUUACAGAGUUCCUGCAGCCCUUUCCUGUCUGCUGCGACGCAGGAGUAGGAAUCAUGCUAACUCAGAUGUUCAGCAAUUAAUUGUGUGAUGCGACAAAAAGCCAUAUAACCUGCAUUCAUUUCAACAAGUGUCAUUCUAUUAGGAUCAUCGCCAACAAACGUCAUGAUGUUGUGAUGUAAUUUUCAUGUUGUGUGUUUUCACGUUGAUGAUGGGGCAUGACAUGUUUUUUUUUUGUAAGGGCUUCAAAACUGUACAGGUGAGUUUUGUAUAUGUGCGUGGGGAGGAAAACGUGUCUGUGUGUGUGUGAGUGCUAGUCCCCACUCCCCCGACAAGAAACUACACUAGCGUUCAAUUUUUCCGGGCUUUUUUUUUUUUCAUCCCCUCUCCUCUUUUUAUUCAUCCCUUCUUCACCUUUAGAGCAGGGACUUGCCAAAGCUGUUCCCUGCCUGUAUGCAGCCUCUCACCUCACUACACUAUCAGCGUGGCUUCGGAGUCUUGUGGCCUGGUUUAGAGUCAUAGACUCUGUCAAGAGCAAAAACACCCGUUUUAUAAGAUUCUUCUUUUCCAGUACAAGCCCCCCCCCCCAUAUUGGCUCCCUCCCCACUUUCUUUAUUUUGUACAGUAAUGGUCAUUAUCAGUGUUCUUAUUGUUGUGUAAUUUUUGCAUGUAGUUAAAACCGCCAGCAUGAUAUGCAAUUGAUAGGUACAAAUUUUAUUUUUGACGUUUCUUUUUGUAAGCAAACUUUGUUUGUGAGAAAAAAAAUCAAAUAAAAAAUGUAAC